Messenger RNA from Stegodyphus dumicola, 530 nucleotides. RefSeq names its product protein YIPF1. Gene Ontology annotation, molecular function: small GTPase binding. Gene Ontology annotation, biological process: vesicle-mediated transport. The record is from RefSeq and is a predicted model, not a curated record. Gene Ontology annotation, cellular component: Golgi apparatus; membrane. NCBI's taxonomy places the organism in Eukaryota, Metazoa, Arthropoda, Arachnida, Araneae, Eresidae.
GUGAUUUGGCAUCAGGAAACGAACCGUCAAAUAAUGAUGUGUAUCCCGUGUUUGUUUACGAAAUUUGGGAUUAAUAAAUAGGCCGGCAUAUUAAUUAAACGUGAGAAAUGGCUUCGUCUCAGUCAUCUGUGAUUCAGUUCAGUGACACUCCUGAUGCUCAGUCAGAAUUGCAGUUCCAAGAUUUAACUUUAGCAGGAAACAGUCCUGGUGGCAGUCCUUCAAAUUUGGGUGGAGGCUAUACUAGUUUUACUCCUAGUCCAGAUCAAGAUGCUGAAACUGAUGAUCUUUUAGGUACAGAAAAGAAAGAUGGGUCAUCAUUUUGGAAGUUUUCUUAUUACCAGAGUUUCUUUGAUGUUGACACAGACCAAGUUGUCCAGAGGGUGUUAUGGUCAAUGGUUCCAUUACCUGGACGAGCAACAUACCUUGAUCGACAAAUAAGACCUAAACCUGAUUUAUAUGGUAUAGCUAAAAAUCAUUGCUGUAUUUUAGUUAUUCUGAAACUGUGUAAAAGAUAGUUGAAAAAAAAUGCA